This is a messenger RNA of Tremella mesenterica DSM 1558, 765 nucleotides long. RefSeq lists its product as uncharacterized. NCBI's taxonomy places the organism in Eukaryota, Fungi, Basidiomycota, Tremellomycetes, Tremellales, Tremellaceae. The record is from RefSeq and is a predicted model, not a curated record. The transcript has a single exon. Bases 34 to 315 code for a protein of 93 amino acids.
AACCCUCAGGCUUCACAGAUGAACAUGUACCCGAUGGGCGCCGUGCCUCCACACCCGAUGCGCUCGCAGACCAUGCCCGACUAUCAAUUCAAUUAUCAAGUCACGGAUACCAGCCAACUCGGAUUCGAUAACAUGUCAAUGGAUACCAGCAACCAAUUCAUUUACUCUAAUCCACCAACGAUGCCGAUGUUAUUGGGGAACAAUGGACGUGCCCAUUCGGACCCUUCUAUGCCUCCGAGUGGCUUGAGCGCAGAGGACGACUUCUUCUUCCAACUCAGCGACAAUCCCGAUUUCCAAUUAAUCGCUCAAACAUAGAACAAUCAUAAGGUAGUGUUUUGUCAUCAAUGUGUGUACACAUAAAAACAUUUCCGUCAGUCCUCACUUCUCACCUCAAGUCAUAAUGGGGAACAUGUUAUGACCAAAAUGCAACCAACCACUACGGCUUUUAUCCCUUCAGAACUCGACAAUCUCCUAUCCGGUACUAAUCUCUUCACCUGUUUCAUGUGACAUACGAAUACAAGAAUCACCAAAGCUCAAUGGACCUUUGACAACCUCAUCCACCCGUCAUUGACCUUCCUAUUCUACGACUCGGCCUACUUCUUCCUCUCUGCGUGCUUGUAUAUCAACUUUCCGACUGCGUCUGCUUCCUCCUAGCAACUUUCAUUUCUUCUUCGCCUCAUCAUAUCCGGGCUUCCUGUGUUGAAUAGAUCCCUCGUUCGUGUAGAUGACUGAGAGUUGUUGUCAUGCAUAUCCUUUCCCGUUUUG